AUGCUUCGAAGAAAGCCUACGGCCAUUACCGUCACCAGUGAGGACAUUGCUGCAUUCGAAGAAGCCAGAAUCCGCAAGCAGGAGGAAAACAAACACCCCGAGCAAGGGCAGAGCGGCGGCACCGCAAACUACGACCCAAGUGAUGAAUUGAAGCCUCUACCUGGAGAUAAGGCGAGAAUCGUUCGCUCGCGCGAGGAAAGAAUUGGGGUUGGCCGCCAUGGUUGA
Molecule: messenger RNA, 225 nt
Organism: Penicillium argentinense
Lineage: Eukaryota; Fungi; Ascomycota; Eurotiomycetes; Eurotiales; Aspergillaceae
Product: CDC26 family anaphase-promoting complex subunit
Exons: 1
Coding region: 1-225 (74 amino acids)
Biological process (GO): anaphase-promoting complex-dependent catabolic process
Cellular component (GO): anaphase-promoting complex
Source: RefSeq, a predicted model, not a curated record